GGUGUGACCCAGCCACUGUAGUUUGCCGCGAUGCGGAGGCCGGGCCCCGGCACUCCGCCGCUGUGAUAAGGUCUCGGCACGGAAGUCGGAGAGGGAGCCCAUGGCGGAGCUCUGCGAGCCCGGCCGGCGGGGGUCCGCGGGCGGCGGGAACCCGGAGGAAGAGGAGGACGAGGAGCGGGAGCCGCUGCUGCCGCGGAUCGCCUGGGCCCAGCCGCGGAGGGGUGCGCCGGGGGGCGCCGUGAGGCAGCAGGAGGGAGCUGGCGACGAGGGCGCGGCCGCCCCCCUCCAGGCCCGCGACGGAGAAUUGCCGCUCCCGCCCAAGGAUGGGUCCCGAAGCCUCUCGCGGGCCGUGGGGGCCACCCGCGGCUCGCCCACCGACCACAGCCGGAACCGCCCCUCGGUUUCAGUGACCACGGGCCUUUCAGAGAUGAAUGCAUUCUUGGAUGAUCCAGAAUUUGCCGAUAUUAUAUUGAGAGCAGAACAAGCAAUAGAAUUGGGAGUUUUUCCACAAAGAAUUUCUCAAGGCUCAAGUGGAAGUUACUUUGUAAAGGAUCCUAAGAAGAAAAUUAUUGGUGUUUUUAAACCAAAAUCAGAAGAGCCUUAUGGUCAAUUGAAUCCAAAAUGGACCAAGUAYGUCCACAAGGUCUGCUGCCCUUGCUGCUUUGGCAGAGGCUGCCUGCUUCUUAACCAAGGCUCCCUUGACCUACCUUGGGAUGAAAAGCUUCAUCUGGGCAUUGUACCUAAAACAAAGGUGGUUUGGCUUGUCAGUGAGACAUUUAAUUACAGUGCAAUUGACCGAGCAAAAUCAAGAGGCAAAAAGUAUGCUUUACAGAAAGUGCCAAAAGUAGGUAGAAAGUUUCAUCGGAUAGGACUACCUCCUAAGAUUGGUUCCUUUCAGUUAUUUGUUGAAGGUUACAAGGAGGCUGAAUAUUGGCUUAGGAAAUUUGAAGCUGAUCCUUUGCCUGAGAAUAUUAGAAAACAAUUUCAGUCACAAUUUGAAAGAUUAGUUGUUUUGGAUUACAUCAUCAGAAACACAGACAGAGGAAAUGAUAAUUGGUUAGUCAGAUAUGAAAAGGAGAAAUGUAAAAAAGAAACUGACCAUGAGGUCUUAAACUGGAUCAAUGAUAAAGAAUUGCUUAUUAAAGUAGCUGCAAUUGAUAAUGGUCUAGCAUUUCCUUUUAAACAUCCUGAUGAAUGGAGAACAUAUCCAUUUCACUGGGCGUGGCUUCCUCAAGCAAAAGUUCCUUUUUCUGAAGAAACAAGAAACUUGGUUCUGCCAUAUAUUUCUGACAUGAACUUUGUGCAAGAUUUAUGUGAAGAUCUUUAUGAACUUUUUAAGACUGACAAAAGUUUUGACAAAGCUACUUUUGAAAGUCAGAUGUCUGUGAUGAGGGGUCAGAUCUUAAACCUUACUCAGGCACUGAGAGAUGGGAAGAGUCCUGUUCAGCUGGUCCAGAUGCCUUGUGUGAUUGUGGAACGAAGUAAAGGGGGAAGUCAGGGUCGGAUUAUCCACCCAGGCAGCUCCUUUACCCAGACUGUCCAUUGCAGGAAACCGUUUUUUUCCUCUUGGUAGCAGGUGUAAGAGAAACAACUGUUGGGCAUUAUUGCAUUGUUAAAACAUUGCAGCAAUGUAAAUCUGCUGUUAAGAGCUCCAGAUGCCAAAACUAUUUAAGUUCUUAAAAUGGUUACAUUUUGAAUGUAAUCAAAAGUUUACAUUUUUUUGUCCAAAUAUUAAAUUUCUAUAUCAGGGAAGAAGUGAUAAGUCUUCUACAUUGUAUUUUUGUAGAAAAUAUGUAUUUUAUGUUUUUGUUAGUGUAAAAGGUAAAUUCAUGGUUUACACAACUAGAAUGACUGUAAUUACUGUAUAAUUUAAAGUAGAAAAAUUAGAUAUUUGUUGACUUUGAAUAUAAUAACUUUUUCUAU
Messenger RNA from Urocitellus parryii (Arctic ground squirrel), 1923 nucleotides. It is a transcript of the gene Pi4k2b, whose product is annotated as phosphatidylinositol 4-kinase type 2 beta. Gene Ontology annotation, cellular component: plasma membrane; trans-Golgi network; lysosomal membrane. The record is from RefSeq and is a predicted model, not a curated record. Lineage: Eukaryota; Metazoa; Chordata; Mammalia; Rodentia; Sciuridae. Gene Ontology annotation, biological process: endosome organization; phosphatidylinositol phosphate biosynthetic process; Golgi organization. Gene Ontology annotation, molecular function: 1-phosphatidylinositol 4-kinase activity.